Carassius gibelio (silver crucian carp) is the source of this 2661-nucleotide messenger RNA. RefSeq names its product cyclic AMP-responsive element-binding protein 3-like protein 3-A. NCBI's taxonomy places the organism in Eukaryota, Metazoa, Chordata, Actinopteri, Cypriniformes, Cyprinidae. The transcript has 10 exons. The coding region runs from base 215 to 1501 and encodes 428 amino acids. Gene Ontology annotation, cellular component: nucleus. Gene Ontology annotation, biological process: regulation of transcription by RNA polymerase II. Gene Ontology annotation, molecular function: DNA-binding transcription factor activity, RNA polymerase II-specific; RNA polymerase II cis-regulatory region sequence-specific DNA binding. The record is from RefSeq and is a predicted model, not a curated record.
AUUAUUAUUUUUUUAUCUUACAUCCCAACAAAGAACAGCCAAUCAAACACAGACCUGAGGAUUAUGACCUGAUUGUUGCGUUGGAGUUCGAACUUUGUCCUGGGUGAGCAGAGGGACACAGACAGAGCAUAGACUGAUAAAUAUUUUGGUUUUGUCCCAUUAUUGGCCUUUUUUCAAGGAUAUUUUAGACUGCGUUACACUCUGGGACACAGUAAUGGAGCACUAUUCAGACCAGGGCGGUGAAGGGUUAGAACUGCUCGAUUUGCUCUUUGAUAAGAAUGACGGCAUCUUACGGCAUGAGGCUAUGGGACCACAAUAUGAUCAGCUUUGGCCAGUUCAAGAUCCUCAUAUGAUGAUGCCCGCCCAGGGUAAUGAGGACUUCUUCAACGCACUUUUAGGUGGGUAUGACUCUGUUUCUGGUUCUCCAGUUUGGUCGCCCUCUCCUAGCGACAGUGGAAUAAGCGAAGAUCCUCAUUCGGAUCACAUCGACAGUCCACUGCAAACCGCAAGCCCUCCUUUGGAACCUUGUAUUGUCAUAUCCCAGGCGCAAAACAAUCUUGACACCAACUUCCCAAUUAAUUUCAAUGGCUGGGAGACUGGUUUCUUACCAGACAGGGCUGAAGGGAUGCAGCAUGCAUCUGAAACGCCACAGGCACAACCAACCACUGGAUUCCCCCUAACUGUCAAGGACCUGCUGCUAUCUGGCACACCAGAGCCUACCACAAAGGUGUCCCAGCAGUCCUACCAGGAGCUGGUUCUCACAGAGGAUGAGAAACGACUACUUGCCAAGGAAGGAGCGACUCUGCCAAAUCAGUUUCCGCUCACCAAGUACGAGGAAAGGAUUCUGAAGAAAAUCCGGCGAAAGAUCCGCAACAAGCAGUCGGCCCAAGAGAGCAGGAAGAAGAAGAAAGAAUACAUCGACGGCCUGGAGAGCAGGAUGGCCGCAUGCAGUGCGCACAACCAGCAGCUGCAGAGGAAAGUCUUCCAGCUGGAGAAAUGCAACAUCUCACUGAUGGAACAACUGCGUCGGCUGCAGGCGUUGGUCAUGAAUGGAUCCAACAAACCGGUCCAGACUGGGACCUGCAUUCUGGUGCUACUUUUGUCUUUCACCUUGAUUCUGCUGCCCAAUCUUAAGCCCUUCGCAGAUACCAAGGUCAGCCAGCACGGAGACUUCAGCCCAUUGAGAGUUCAGUCAAGGUCACUGCACAACCUUCAGCCUUCCCGCGUGCUGCGCGCCCUCGAGCACCCGUUCUCUGUGUCAGACGACUCCAAAAUACUCCCGCGCUUCUCGGAGGAUAAAAGUAUGGCGGAGAUCGCGUCGCUGCUGGGAAGACUUCACAGGAGACCAGACUUCACCAAUUACGACCCUGAAUCUCACAACCACAGUUUAGACCUGCACGACGACCAUCACCACGGAGACCCCAUCACUGGUCAUGUAGCGACAGUGACCUUGAAUCCACGACGUGGCUCGAGGCGGAGUCCUCAUGCUGAUGAUAUGUGAAGGGCAGAAGGGGAUUUCAGUUACCCGCGGAUUCGUCAAAACUCCUCUAACAGCGCUUCUGAAGGCGGGAGUCAGCUAACAGAUGCGUGAAGCUCUUUUUUCCUUCUUCUUUCUACUGAAGUAAUUUUUAAGAGAUAGCCUAGUAUAUAGCUGCUUAUUUAUAUUAUCAAACUUUGGAUUAAAUAACAAGUCCAAUGCGGGAAAUUGAUUUUCUCUCGUUUUAAGCUUGCCAGAAGCAGAUUUCGUUUUCGUUAAAAUGCAGUGGGGUCCAAACGCUGUUUUUUAAGCACAGAAUAAUUAUUUUUGCAAAAUUAACUGGCUUACUAAAUGUAUUUCGCUUGUUACAAGGCUAAACCCUAAAUAAAUACGUAGCUGUAAAUUAUCUUCAUGUCUCCACUAUACAAAAAAUAGUCCACUAAAACGUACAAAAUGAAAGAAUAGCACCUAGACAGAUGCUGAAAAAAUAUUAAUGUGAUAGGCUAUUAAUACUGCUCUGGUAAUUUUCAGUACAAUCGAUUAGAGACGCACAAUGGUUUGUAUAAAACAAGGGAGUGUGUGAGAAAGUAGCGCCAGUUUUAUUUGUGGAAUGAUACACAGUGCUGUCAUGGAAAAUCUCAGGCCGCUGGAUGACGCGAUUGACCAAUUAGAAUCAAGUAUUCAGAGCGUCGUGUAAUAAAAUGUAAAAAAAAAAAAAAAACUUUGAGUGAUGUUGAAAUAAAAAAUGUGACAAAAAUGUAAUGUGAUUUUCUUCAAAGUUUAAUGAAAGCAAUGAAAUCUGACCGUUUGUAUAGAUUAAUUAACAUGGUCAAUUUUAAAAUGUUAAACAUUUAAUGUUUAUUUAAAGAGUAUAUACAGAAUUAUUGCUGUGAUCACUAGAUGUUUGAACCAUCAGCUUUGCCAGAAUAACCUAUUACUUGCACUACUGCUGAGGUGAAUAAUAAUACAAAUCAGCUCAUUCAAAUUCAUGAAUUUAACAUUUUGAAUCUUUCAACAAGUCUGUCCUUUGUUUGUCUUUUCUUUGAAGACAGUUUUGCUUUAUGGGUAUAAAUCUGAAUGCUGAAGUUAUUUUGCAUUUUUAAGUGCAGUUUAAAGUGUUAAGUGUGCAUAAAUUGCUUUUGAUAAAAUAUUUGCUUUUUCAAUAAAACACGGUGUAGAAUUGC